AUGGUGUUGCACAUCGACACAGGCAGCGCGUGGCAGUUGCAAUGGCGACCUCUUGCCUACCGAGAUCUUGAACAGCCGCCGCCUAGCAACGAGAUCCUCGGUGUCCUGGCUGCGGCGUGUAUGAAUGGCAAACUUUGCUUCUUUCAGGUGCCUCAUCCAAAUGAGCUCAGACACGUCAAGAAGAGCAAAAGCGCUGCUCCAUUGCAAAUUGCACUCAAGCCUAUCCUCUCAUUGGACCUCUUCGAGACCGUUCCGCACUGUUUAGAUUGGGCCUUUCCAGAACGCAUUCUCGUUGGAUGUAGCAAUGGUUACGCGGCUGUUUGGGACCUCGAAGAGCUCCUGUCAGGGAAUGGCCAGCAGCAGGCGCCCUUGCACUACUUCAGGACACAAGAGACUGCCAUCACUGGUGUACGAUGGCACAUGCAUCCCAACACGGACGCCCGCGGCCGUCCGGCUUGGAAUGAGAUGCCAAACUUGUUCACGAGCUGCUCGUUGAUGGGCUCGAUCGCUUUGACGGACCUGACUGACCCUUACCACCAGGCCGAUAUUCGUUUUGGCGGCGUCCCCGCGUACGAUUUGGCAUUCAGCACGCAUGCCAAUGCUGCGAUCAUCGAGGGCAACCUGUACGGCGUUGAUCUAUUCUUUUUCACCAAUCCCCACUUUGGCCGCAAAGCCAGGGUAGCCGAGCAUCGAGCGCCAACGCUGGCCAUAGCUACGUCGGACUAUCAUCCGUUACUUGCGACCGGCUCGGCGGAUGGAAGCGUACGCAUGGUCAACAUUUGGCGCAAUCUCAGCAAGAGGGGUGCCAAGGCUUCUGUCCAGCUGUUUCGCCUCACAUGCGGCACAGAGAGUAGCGAGCUCAGGGUGCUCGACUAUUUCUUGCCUGAUAUCUUGGUGGGUAAGAAGAGACUAUGCUACGCUGGAGCCCACGCAUUGACUGCCUCUAAUCCACACAGGAUUCCAGGCACAUCGUUCGACUGGCCGCCGGAAGUUGCCAUCACGGACGUCGCAUGGAGCAGGCACAUCAAUCGGGGCUACCUCCUCGCGAGCGUAUCUGCGUCUGGCCUAGGCAGAAUUCAAUGGGUCGGAGAAGCGCCUCACAAAGAAAGGUGA
Molecule: messenger RNA, 1113 nt
Organism: Tilletiaria anomala UBC 951
Lineage: Eukaryota; Fungi; Basidiomycota; Exobasidiomycetes; Georgefischeriales; Tilletiariaceae
Exons: 4
Coding region: 1-1113 (370 amino acids)
Biological process (GO): transcription by RNA polymerase III
Cellular component (GO): transcription factor TFIIIC complex
Molecular function (GO): protein binding
Source: RefSeq, a predicted model, not a curated record